CUACCCUGCAUAUGUUUGACUGACAAGCACAUUUUUGACGGAAUUGUACCCUACAAGAGACACUGCUAUUCUACCGUAUUUACUGUGCUGAUUAUUGAAAAAUUGGUACUCGCUAGAGUCUUGGGAAUACGUGCCAACAUGGUGAAGAAACAGCAUGUUCCACGAACCAAAGGAAACGCUAAGGCGGCUAACUCGGAGAGAUCAGCAGCACUACUGUCAUCUGGAGAUAGGCAACUUCCUCCGAUGACAGCAUUCUUUUCGACAUUGGCCUCUGCUUCUAAUCUAGAUUCGGAGGUUGAAGCGACUGUCGACGAAGACUUUCGUCUUGCGAUUAGGAGGCUUUGGAAAAAAGAUCCAACAACACGGCUCAAGGCUCUCCAACAAAUCAUGGGUCUUUUGGAGAAUAAGACGCAAGAAAGUAUUAUGGGAAUGCUACCAUUUUGGACCAGGAAUUUCAACAGAUUAGCUGUGGACGCCGAUCGUCGGAUUAGAGAAGCUACCUUCUUAGCCCACAAACAAAUUUGCGUCAUGACAGGACGCAAUUUAGCACCAUUUCUGAAGGGCGUAUUGGCCACCUGGUUGGCAGGAAUGUACGACGUUUAUGCUCCGGCAGCGUCAGCCGCUCGCUGCGGCUUCGAAACGGUGUUUCCAGUCCACAAACACGCGGAUGUAUUUCUUUUCUAUUUGAAGGACACUUUAUUUCAAUUCCGUGAGAUCCUGUUUAAUUUGACGGUGGCAACAGUUCCCGAUAACGCUGAGCUCGACCAAAACGAGAAAAGAGCUAAGCUUGCGAGAAUGUUAAACGGAGCUUUUCUGGCGACAGCCUACGUUAUUGAUGUUAUCUUGCAAAAUGACAAUUCACCUGAGCGCAGUGCCAAAGUAAAGGAUCAGCUUAAUCCAAAGAUAGAGGAGUUAACUAAUGACCCCAGAUUUUGGAAAUUCGCUAAACAUACUGAGUCUUUAGUUAAAAAAGCUUUCUAUCGACUCCUUCAAUCCACAAUCGCAGCGAAUAUGAUCGCUGACUUGGAAAAGGUCACCAAAAUCACCCUUUGUUGUCUCGCAGAACAGGAUCCAACGCUUUGCUUAACAAUCUGGGAAGCAUCUCUCCAACUGCUUAGGACUCACCCCAAUUGCUGGCAGUAUAUCAAUCUGCAGAAGGCUUUUAUGCCUCAACUGAAAACUUUCUUGAACAGCCGUGCAUUUGGAAACGCUUCGGCAAUUUUUCCGAUUUUCCUGCUUUUCUACACACAAAUUCCAGAGAAGGAAAGGUACCGUGACCAGAUUUUAGCUAAUCUUCGUGAAGGAUUAAUGACAGGAGUUACUUGUACUACGGCAUUAACUGAACUCAAUGCAACUUCCACAGCCUUUAUGGAAUGUAUCCGCUACGAAAUGGUCCACCAUGCUGAGACGGCCAGCGACAUUCUGAAGGUCUAUAACGACCAUUUGGUUCCCAUCCUGCGAUCGCUACUUAUCUCAUCCGAUUCUGCAUCCGAUUGGUCUUCACGAAUGAGUGAUUCCUGUAUUUUUGCUGACUUACAAGACCUGGUCUUAUUCCUUGAAAAGAAGUCGCUUAAAAGUAAAGAAGAUAGCACAGCUGCGAUUCCUACAGACAACGAAAAAUACACCGCCGUUGAAUCCAUUUGGGAAAAUAUCUACUCCUUAUCUGUUGAAGCAUUGGACUCUAAUUCCUUGAAAAUGCUAAAAAAGUUCUACUACGAUCUCAAUACGUACCACGAAAAGGCAAAAGCAGACGGUUUCCCUAGAAAACAGGCUCGUAAAGAAGUUCGUUUUGGUCCUUCUAAAGAACAUUGUGUGAGUAUAAAGGAGUCUUCUGUCGAAAGCGGAGUAUCCAGUGGAACCAAGCGACCCGGAUUUCGGAACCAUAAUAACCCGUUCUCUAGUUCGCGGUACUCCGGUAUUUGUCAACGUUUUCUCGGCUAUCUUUUGAACACUGUGCGCUCCAAGCCGUCGGUUGAGAUUGUUAACCUUUUCAGUGACCUGUUUUCCUAUAGUUGCUCGAACGCCGAGUUCCUCAGGACUUUUGAAAAAAUGGUACUUUUAGGACGUACAUUGUCGUCGGAAAUAGAGGUCUUGCUUGAAGAACAUGAAGAGCUGGCACCAGCAGCGGUGAAGGUGAUUCUUCGAGUUGCGGCUGUCAAAGAAUCGGGUAGUGAGAACGGUCUUACUAUUAACGCCCUUGAAGAGCGUUCAAACGACCUCCUGUUGGUGAUCUUGUCUGAAGCUUUUGAAUGCGAUGCGCAAAGUACUCCGCUUCUCCGAGACUAUUUCAAGAGGAAGUCCUUUCAGAAAGCACUUGAUGAAGCCGUGCAAGGCCCAUCAAAGUGGGACGUCCUUCAGGCCUGUUUGCACCUCUGUGGAAAAACGGAUCUUCAACUCUUUCCUGAAGCUAUUGUUAAGUGGUUAAUACAGAAACUCGUCGAGACGGUGACUGGUAUAUCUCCAAAGGAAUUUACAGAUUUAGCUGCAGCACUUCCCGAUUUGUCUGAAGAACUCCUUCAGUUUUGUGAGGUUGUGCAUUCGCUCUUCGAUUUGAGUAGUGAUGUGUGGACUUUGCCGGACAUGUCGACUUUGAUUAAAGCUACCUACGAAGCCAGUCUAGAAUGGGGAGAAUUAGCAGGGGCUGAUUCCAGCAUUAGCAACAGACAAAACGGCGAAGCACCCUCAACGUCAACACUUACGGAGGAUAUCGAAGGUCCUGAACAGGUGGCGAACCGUCUCAAAGAUGUUUGGGCUGGUGCUUUGGCUCAUUCUGUCUAUGAACUGGUCCAAGACAAUGUCCAGAAAAGUAGGACAGUGGCCCUGAACUGUCGACUCAGUUUGAUUGAUGACAUCAAAAUGAGAAUAUGCCAUGCCUCAGAGGGUCAAGUUAAAUAUCUGACUCGAGCCUCUUUUGAGCUGGUCGGUGAUGACGAGGAUGACCUAACUUUUCUCAAGAGGUUGGUGCCGUCCUCUUCGGAGCUAGAAACCAUCUGCGUUGAGAAUCGGAUUGGAGAUCACGCUCAAAGCUUGGCCUUAACAAGAGGCGAAGGACCUGUUAUCCUUUCGGAUGGCGAUUACUUGGAGAACCCCGGUGAAGUUCUACGAAACACGUGUCAGAUUCUGCUAGAAGUGUGUGCUUCAAAGAAAGCGGUCCAUCUAAUAGAUAUCAACUUCCUUCUGUUAGCUAAUUUUGUUGAGUCGCAGCCUCGACUCAAAUUUGUCGUAGCCACCCUCAUCGACGAUGCACCCAGAGCAGCCUCUGUAGUCAUGAACCUGGCGCGUCGAAAAAAUGCUCAUUGGCACCUCGUGCUUGACUCACUAUUAGCUUCAGUGGAAAUGCUCCGACCAAAUUCAGUAUGGCAUUGGACUGACUGCCCCCCGGAUGUAAAACAGGUAUUUAUUCAAUACGAACGUGAUGAGAUGAAAGCGAAUCAGCUACUUAGCGAGACGGUGGCUCAGGUAAUGGCCUCAGAGGAUUUCAUAGAUCCCAACCUUCUCUGUUUAGCUUCGAGGUGUCUACGGCGCGCGUCUGGCGAGAGUCGAGAUUUGGACACCGUGAGGUUGCUCAAUGCAAUGCAGGGCUUUAAAGGACGUCAGCCCGGUCUGUUUGAUGCUUCUAGCCCGACUGGCUUCCAUUUGGCUCUAUGUGGGUUCUUCAUUGCUGUCCUGACUCAUUGUCGACCUGCACUUAAACCACUGAAUUGGGACUUCAUUUUGCUUACAUUGACGUCAAUGGUAGAAACGUUUUCAUGGACGAAUCCAACAUCGGCCUCCGGUAAAGCCUCAGAGCCAACAAGGGUCGCCUCUCGAAUAUGGACGGGUUGCGGGAUAGCGCUCACGGAGGCAAUUUCCCUAAUAAGCAAGCUGUCCGCGGAAGAAGAUGAAAAUGACCAAGUUCCUCACGGAGUGCGCCAUGAAUGGAAAAACUUCUAUCAGAGUGUUAUCGUUCAGACACUGAUACCUUUAAUGACGAUGGCGCCAAAGAAGCUAUCUCAACUUCCUGGCAUCGUACUGGAAAGUGUGGCACAUGCGUACACAUUUAUGGAUCCGGAAGAGGUGAAGAAACACUGGACUAAUGGAGAUGAGCUGGGCUUUAACGGAAUUUUAGGACAGCUUUGUGGAUUACUGAUCACUGAUUCCCUGUCCGUGCAAUUCGCUGCAUACUCGCUUGCAUCUCGAAUUGUAGGCGAAGCAACGCGAGAACACGAUGAAUUAGUAGAGGAGCAGGACGAUAUGUUAGAGGACGGUACUACAGUAGAUCGAAAUGAAAAAGGGAUUCCCAUUGAUGAGACGCUUCUUGAGUGCUUGAAGGACGCUACAAUUUCAAUGUCCAUGCUGACUAAACGAUAUGCAAUAGAAGAUCCUCUCCCGGAGGCCUCGCUAAUACCCACAGAUCGAACGGCUGUGUCCGGAUACCUGUUAACGUGCUCGCUUGCUCUUCAAUUUUGCGUAAAAUCCGCGCGACAGGUCCGCGCACUCUAUAUACGGUUUUUGGAAGAGCAAGAUCACAUGGCUCGCUAUCUGCGAAACCUCUUCAUUCUUAUGCCUCGUCAGCCACCGGUUAACGCUUUUAGUUUUGGCCUUUUGGACGAGCGCCCAACGACACUUGUCCAUAUUAUUUGCUGGUCACUAGUACAGAUCUGCACACUAGUGCCCGGAGUCCUUCGUUCUUGGUACAUGCAGCUAAGCGACUAUAAAGAGGCCCAAAUCGUUGAGAAGAUAACGACCAAAUACGUAUCACCGCUAUUAAUUGAGCGCGAAUUGGCCAAUGUACGAAGUGGAUCUCACCGCCUGGAGAAUGUCUCGGUCGCAGCACUACCGUCAACCAGAGAAAUCAAAGCAACCUAUAUUCUCGACGACGUCACGAAGCGUAUACAAAUUUCUAUUCAAAUGGAUGCAUGUCAUCCACUUAAGAAAAUACAGAUUAUAAACAACUGUGAACAGGUGCCGGUGUCCGCACAAAAGUGGCGUCAAUGGCUCUACAAUUUGAGUUGGUUUCUUAAUGAAAACGGCUCCAUCCAGGAGGGAUUGUCGAACUGGAAACAAAAUCUCGACCGCAGACUUGAAAACGGUGGUGAAGAAUGUUGUAUUUGUUUCUCGGUUGUGCAUAUGACGACUCUCCGACUACCAAAUUACCCAUGCCGAACAUGCAGGAGAGUGUUCCACAAAACGUGUAUUUACAAGUGGUUGCAACAUGGCCACGCAACAUGCCCGGCCUGCCGAACGCUCAUCGCGUAGAUAACAUUAGUUAGUCGCUUCCGUACCUUUGGCCCCUAAUGGAAGUGAGCCGCUUUGUGACAAUAUGCGUCUGAAGACAGCAUGAAUGGAUGCGGGCUACUGAGGAAUUAUGUGCUAUUCCUCUUCAUCGUGGGCCAUACUUCCGGCGGAAUGGAAACUGCGUCGCUCGUAAUCGGCGAUUGGUCCAGAUCCUAGGGCAACA
Molecule: messenger RNA, 5440 nt
Organism: Varroa destructor (honeybee mite)
Lineage: Eukaryota; Metazoa; Arthropoda; Arachnida; Mesostigmata; Varroidae
Gene: Ltn1
Product: E3 ubiquitin-protein ligase listerin
Biological process (GO): ribosome-associated ubiquitin-dependent protein catabolic process; rescue of stalled cytosolic ribosome
Cellular component (GO): cytosol; RQC complex
Molecular function (GO): ribosomal large subunit binding; ubiquitin protein ligase activity
Source: RefSeq, a predicted model, not a curated record